Molecule: messenger RNA, 693 nt
Organism: Peronospora farinosa
Lineage: Eukaryota; Oomycota; Peronosporomycetes; Peronosporales; Peronosporaceae
Source: the annotation of a GenBank genome assembly
AUGGAAUGUCGCUCUCGAUCGCGGUCUCCACCACGUCGGUCGUCUGGCAGUCGCUGGCAGAAGAAAUCACGAUCACGAUCGAAUUCGUUACAAGGAACUACAAGACGAAAGAAGCAAUUUAAACACACUCGUUCGUCGCCUCGUCGUCAGCGCAAUGAAGACAAGAAGACGCAUGGGUGGGGAAAGCAAGAAGAUGAGGAAAAGGAGGAGUCCAUUGAGAUGGAGAAGCCUAAUUUUGGACUCACAGGCGCGUUGGCGAAAGACCAGACAACGGGCAACAUGCAGAAUGGAGUAGUCAUCAAGUUUUCUGAACCUCCUGAAGCUCGACAGCCGACGAAACGUUAUCGGUUAUAUGUGUUCAAGGACGACAAGAACAUUGCUACGCUUCACGUGCACCGCAAGAGCGCGUUCCUUGUCGGACGUGACAAGGCUGUGGCUGAUAUCCUGACGGAGCAUCCAUCGUGCUCGAAGCAACACGCUGUGCUACAGUACCGGAUGUACCAGAGAGAGACUGAGGAUGGUUUCGGGUUUGAGCAGGAAGUGCGGCCGUACAUCAUGGACCUCAAUAGCACCAACUCGACGUUCCUCAACGGCCGUAAAGUCGAAAGCUCGCGCUAUAUUGAGCUCAAGGAAAAGGACGUGCUUACAUUUGGCGAGAGUACGCGGGAGUACGUGCUGAUGUGUGCAACCUAG